Molecule: messenger RNA, 961 nt
Organism: Oppiella nova
Lineage: Eukaryota; Metazoa; Arthropoda; Arachnida; Sarcoptiformes; Oppiidae
Source: the annotation of a GenBank genome assembly
AAUGAUGCUCAAUGAGUCAGUUGACUGGUUCUCAAUUACAAAAUCUGUUAAAUUUCGUUCAUUUUAUUAUUUUUAAGUCUCUGUAAACUUCUUCCAAGUCUUCGUCUUUCAUUAUAUAUUUUAUUAUUACAAGUAUUAUGUCUGUUCACGAAGACAUGGCCAUCGAUAUCACUCGACAACUGAUUGAUUCAUUAUUUGGAUCAGAUUCAGACGAAAAGCCUAUUAAGAAGGCCAACAAAUUCAGUGAUGGCUUGUCUUUGAUCCGAGCGUUCAGUUCUUUACAGAGAGGGGAGAAUCUAAAGAGUCCGCUGAAGACAGUAAAUACCAAUUCAAUGGAUAAAAAGUGGCAAAUCUGGUAUUGGAAGCCAACCAAUAGACAGGCCUGGAAUUGGGAGGACUUCCUGCAAAUGAAGACUUCGUUUUCGACUAAAGAAGAAUUCUGGAGAUGUUAUGAUGAACUGAAAGGCUUUGAGUUUGGUCUCCUUGGCUCUCAUUUCAAUUAUUGCGUAUUCAGAGAGGGAGUCAAACCCAUGUGGGAGGACCCGGCUAAUCGAGGCGGUGGCCGAUGGGUACUGGAGUUCCCCCGAAAGAAGGACUGGAGACACAUCAGCCACUUGAAUGAUAUUUGGCUCAAACUCGUACGUAUAUUGUUAUCAAUAACUGGAUACAACGGCUCAUCUGAUGAUUAUAUCAAUGAAAUCUGUGGAGCAGUGCUCAUGAUUAGACACAAUGUCAACAAAAUAGCCGUUUGGACCAAAAAUGCAGACAACACUCUGAAAAAUCUGAAAAUAGGGCAAACACUUAAGGCUAGCACUGGAUUCGGUGGCAAAAUGUUUUACACAAAUCAUAAGUCAAAUGAUCAGAAGAUUGUCGUCAACCGAGAGAAGAAAAUUCGUUUCAAAGAGAAUUCUCCGCAAUAAUUGCUAUUAUUGAACCCAUACUUAUGUAUACCUAUACAUCU